Molecule: messenger RNA, 939 nt
Organism: Cylicocyclus nassatus
Lineage: Eukaryota; Metazoa; Nematoda; Chromadorea; Rhabditida; Strongylidae
Source: the annotation of a GenBank genome assembly
AUGGAGACUAUUCGGCGUAAUCGUCAUCGGAGACGUAGUGAGUGGGCUGGAACUGAAGUGGAGGAUACCAGCGGUUCGCAGGCUAGACGUGCUCGAUUGAGCCUUGCGCCGAGUACGAGUAGCGAACCUGCGGCUUUACUCUCUACAUUAUCACAAGCUGCCGCCGACGAAGAGGUAGGCCCCAGCCAAAUUGUUGCUGAGGAGACGGCAGAUCUUAGUGACGUUGCUCCUAAUGAAACGGUAGCACUCGGAGAAGGUGGCGUUAGGAACGUGGUAGAGCUAGACUACCGGGACAAACUGCUCUUUUUUGCCUGUUAUACUGUCUUACAUGGCACUAGCACAGCGGAGCUUAGAAGGUUGAUGAUGCUAAUAGAGCGUAGUUCACCAUUCAAGGAACUAAACCUCAACGAGCUUCUCGCCGGCUACACAGCUCCGAGUAGAGUCAAACACAAGACUUCGCUCGUCAUCAAUGACUUUUUACGUGUGAUCUUCAGACAGGUUUGUGGACCAGAUCCCUCAGAUAUAUGGAAUUUUGCUCAUCGUACAUCUAAUGUAUCGCGCAAGCCGGAUUUACAAGAUCUGCCUGAGUCCAUAGUUAUCACACUCAACGAUUUCGUAUUGGAUGCGCUUAGCCUCGGCAACGAGGAUUUGGAGGGAUACAGAUUGAAUUCGAUAAGAAGCUUGCGCACUAGUUACUGGAUCUCUCUGGGUACAUCCGAUGAAGAACGCGAGAAAAAGUUCAACUAUCUGCUGGAGCAAAAAACUUUCUACUGCGGCCAAAUCAGGACCUGUAUCGCAGAAGCACUACGAUCAAGAGCGCCAGGAACUAGGCACUUCACAGCUGGAUAUGCUUACAAAAUGCACAGAGGAAGUCAAAGAGAGCAUCAAAUUGCUACAAAUGGACUACGAGAUAUUGAUGGAAAGGUUCGAGGAGGUUAA